AUGCCCAGAGCGGCGCUGGUCACCGUCCGCUACGGCCCGUACCGCGCCGCCGGCCUGCCCGUGCAGCACCGGACCUACCGCCUGCAGGGCUUGCAAGCCACAUUGAGUAGAGACGGACACUCCCUGGUUUUGGAAAAGAUACCAGACUGGAACACUGUAGAACUCAUAGUAAAUGGAGAAACCAUUUUCCAGUGUAACAUUAAUGACUUGGACUUUGGCGGUGAUGGAAAAUUAGAUCCACUGUGUGAGGAAGCCAGACAAGCAGUGCUAAAUGCCUACUGAUCUGCUUCUCAUCUUCUGGGCUUCAUUGAAGACCUACGGAGCUGCCAGUGUGAGCAGGAAUACCAGGGCUUUCCAUGUAGUAUAUGGUCCCAUGUAGAGCCAGCCUGCUUGUCGCUAAGAUGGUGAGAUUGCAUUGUGCGGGCUAGCAUUGGCCGGAGACAGUAGGCAAGCUGAAAAUCGUUCCAACAAGGAAAAACCAGUACCCAUCCUAAAGCGGUUUCCAGUCUGUCCACAGGGAAACAAAAACUCUCCCUUCACACUAAUGAAAUAAUCAAACCAAACAGCUCAUAACAGCUCUCCACCCUGACCUAUAGAGAGAGGGCUACAAUUACAAACAACCAAACCACAAUGUCUGCAGUAUUGAUCUGAAAGAAAAUAAUGAAACCCUAUCAAGUAACACAGUCUCCACCCUCACUCCAGCCCUGACUAAUAAGGUUUGUUUGCCAGGAGCAUUUAAGAAUCCAUUCUUUAAUAAAAGAAGAACCAGA
Messenger RNA from Tachyglossus aculeatus (Australian echidna), 770 nucleotides. It is a transcript of the gene C3H10orf53, whose product is annotated as chromosome 3 C10orf53 homolog. The coding region runs from base 1 to 282 and encodes 93 amino acids. NCBI's taxonomy places the organism in Eukaryota, Metazoa, Chordata, Mammalia, Monotremata, Tachyglossidae. The record is from RefSeq and is a predicted model, not a curated record. The transcript is spliced from 3 exons.